AAAAAAUGGAAAUACAAUUUCCUUUCACCUUCACAAAUGCAAUCCUUCUCCUAUCCUUCAUCUUUUUCUUCAUCUACAAAGGAUACCGAAAAUCGAGAAACACAACUGCAAAAUUACCACCAAGCCCCUGGAAACUACCCCUAAUCGGCCAUCUCCACCACAUAGGCAAACUCCCGCACCGCUCUUUUCAAAAACUCUCCGAGAAACACGGACCACUCAUGCAUGUCAUGCUCGGAGAAGUCACCGCGAUAGUCGUCUCGUCGCCUGCCCUAGCCAAGCAGGUACUCAAGGCACACGACCCUACCUUCGCCGACAGGCCGGUGACGAUAGCAGGCGAAAUCCUCUGGUACAACUCCUCCAACAUCUCCUUCAGCCAGUACGGCGACUACUGGCGGCAGAUGCGGAAAAUCUGCAUCCUCGAACUCCUCAGCGCCAAGAACGUCAAAUCGUUUAGCUCAAUACGGAACGACGAAGUCUCCCAGUUAAUCGAAUCAAUCAAGAUUUCAUCAUCUACUGUUGAUUUGACGGAGAAGAUUUUCGGGAUGACGAGUUCGAUUACAUGCAGAGCGGCGUUUGGGAAAGUGUGCAAGGAUAAGGACCAGCUGAUCGGAAUGUUUAAGGAAGGGAUAACUUUGGUUAGCGGAUUCGACGUGUCGGAUCUUUAUCCUUCGUCGAAGAUGCUAAAGGCGCUGAGCUGUAAUAGGAUGAGGCUGAUGAAGAUGAGGCUGAAACUCGAUCUGAUUCUUGAUGACGUCAUCGACGAGCAUAGACGGAACCUCGAAAAGAUAGUUUUUGCCGACGAGGAGAAUUCCGAGAGGCGGGGUAAUGGGGAGUUUGGGAAUGAGGAUUUGGUUGAUGUUUUGUUGAGAGUUAAGGAAAGUGGUGAGCUUGAAUUUCCGAUCAGUGAUGAUAACAUCAAAGCUGUCAUUUAUGAUAUAUUUGCAGCAGGAACAGAGACAUCGUCGACAACAAUCGACUGGAUAAUGGCGGAGCUCAUACGAAACCCUAGAGUGAUGUCAAAACUACAGACAGAAAUACGAGAAACAUUCAAAGACAAUCCAAACUUCGGAGAAUCCGAUGUUCAGAAGCUGAAAUACCUAAAGUUAGUGAUCAAGGAAGGAUUCCGGCUCCACGCGCCGAUCCCGUUAAUCCCACGCGUUUCACGCGCGGACACCGAAAUCGAAGGGUAUGUCAUCCCAAUCGGAGCCAAAGUGCUGGUGAAUGCGUGGGCCAUGGGGAGAGACCCGGGUCUUUGGUCCGACCCGGAAAGAUUCGAACCGGAGAGAUUCGAAAAUGACCCGAGAGAUUUCACCGGGAACGACUUUGAGUAUAUUCCGUUUGGUGCUGGAAGAAGAAUGUGCCCUGGGAUGACGUUUGGUUUAGCGAGUGUUGAGCUGCCGUUAGCGCACCUUCUUUAUAGUUUUGACUGGAAAUUGCCCGCCGGAAUGAGCUCCGGCGACCUGGAUAUGACUGAACGGCCGGCGAUCACGGCGGCUAGAAGACAAAAUCUGGAAUUGGUCGCCACCCCGUAUAUAUAUGAUGGUGGGUUCUCCCUAUAGACGAUGGGGAAUUAUAUUUUGUCUGUUUAUUGAUGUUUUCUUUUGGAAAAUUAUACUUUUUGCCCCUGAAGUUUAACUCGUUUCAUAUUUGGUCCCCUAUGUUCACAAAAAUCAAAUUUUGUCCCUCGUGUUUCAAUAAUUUAACA
Molecule: messenger RNA, 1705 nt
Organism: Erythranthe guttata (spotted monkey flower)
Lineage: Eukaryota; Viridiplantae; Streptophyta; Magnoliopsida; Lamiales; Phrymaceae
Product: premnaspirodiene oxygenase
Molecular function (GO): iron ion binding; oxidoreductase activity, acting on paired donors, with incorporation or reduction of molecular oxygen; heme binding
Source: RefSeq, a predicted model, not a curated record